This is a messenger RNA of Aureobasidium namibiae CBS 147.97, 2046 nucleotides long. RefSeq names its product bacterial alpha-L-rhamnosidase domain-containing protein. Bases 1 to 2046 code for a protein of 681 amino acids. The record is from RefSeq and is a predicted model, not a curated record. NCBI's taxonomy places the organism in Eukaryota, Fungi, Ascomycota, Dothideomycetes, Dothideales, Saccotheciaceae. Gene Ontology annotation, biological process: carbohydrate metabolic process. The transcript is spliced from 2 exons.
AUGAAGUCCAUCUACACGUCGUUACUUGCCUUUGUUGGCCUGGCAGCAGCAGUCUCCAAAUAUGAUGAGUACAUCCUGGCUCCCAAAUCACGGACCAUCCACCCUGUCGCCGUAUAUCAGGACAAAAUCAAUGGAACUGUCAUUGGAGCGUCCAGUCUCGCAGGCGACUCCCCAGGCUCAGCCGUCUUCCAAGGCGUUUCAGCCGUCACAUACGACUUCGGUGUAAACAUCGGCGGACUUGUCAGCUUGACCAUCGGCAACAAGACAGACACAAAUCAGUCCAUCGCUGUAACCUAUUCCGAAAGCUCGCAGUGGAUCUCUGGCGUGGCUUGCGAUGCUACUCAAGACUCUGGUAUGGAUGAGGCGUUGUGGUUCUAUCCCCAAGGCCCUGGUGUUGUGUCUGUAGACCGUCAGCAUGAAAGAGGUGGAUUCAGAUAUUUGAGUCUGGUCCAUAACACUACUGGAGAGAUCGAGGUUACAGAGGUCACGGUUGAUUUCACACCGUCGCCCACGACAGAAGAUCUGAGAAAUUAUACCGGUUUCUUCCAUUCUGAUGAUGAGUUGCUGAACCGCAUUUGGUAUGCUGGCGCAUACACUAUCCAGAUGUGUGCUAUCGACCCGACUCACGGUGAUGCGCUCAUCCACUCGGAAGAGACCAAUUCGAGCGUUCCAAGCGACUCAACCCGUCCAUGGUCAUGGUACUACAACACGACUAUCGCCAAUUCAAGUGUUGUUCUUGUAGAUGGUGCGAAACGCGACCGUCUAAUUUGGCCUGGAGAUAUGCACGUCAUCACUCCAUCUAUGUUCGUCUCGAUCAGUGAUGAUGCAGCCAUUACCAACUCUAUCGACAACUUGUUCAGUUUGCAAAAUGCGUCGGGCAAGCUUCCUUAUGCAGGUUACCCAUUCAAGCAAGACACAUAUUCUGCAACCUAUCACCUGUACAACCUCAUCGGUGUCUCGGACUACUACAAGUUCACGGAUGACCUCGAGUACGUUCAAAAGAAGUGGAACGCUUGGAAACGCGGACUCAACUUCUCCCUCGGUUUCAUCGACGAGACCGGCUUGAUGAACGUCACAAGCCCAGACGAUUGGCUUCGUUUUGGACAAGGAGGUCACAACAUCGAGGCGAAUGCAAUUCUCUACUUCACUAUCAACGAAGGCUUGACUCUCGCCGCUGCUCUUAAUGAUAGCAGCAUCAAGUCCUCCUGGGAGAAGUAUGCAACCAACAUUAAGGAAUCAGCCAACAACUUGCUCUGGAAUGCAACUGCAGGCCUCUACCGUGACAAUGAAACAACUACCCUCAUGCCUCAGGACGGUAACAGUUGGGCAGUCUUGGCUAAUCUGACAAAUAAUGCCACUCAGGCCUCCGCUAUCAGUAACUCCCUCCGCUCUCGUUGGGGACCUUACGGUGCGCCAGCCGUGGAAGCCGACGAUGCCGUGUCACCUUUCAUUGGUGCUUUCGAGCUAGAAGCCCACUUCCGUGCUAACAAUGCAACUGCUGCUCUCGAACUCAUGCGUCUAGAAUGGGGGUUCAUGCUAGACGACCCACGAAUGACCAACAGCACGUUCAUUGAAGGAUACGCCUUUGACGGAGCUACACAUUACGCGCCUUACACAAACGAUCCUCGCAUCUCGCAUGCACAUGGCUGGUCGACUGGCCCCACUGCCUUCUUGUCACAAUAUAUCGCCGGCAUUCAACUCGUCACUGCUGGCGGCAAGACGUGGAAGAUUGCACCUAAGCUGGGUGGUCUGGCAACCGCUCACGCAGGCUUCUCAACUUCGGUCGGCGUGUUCGAGGCAUAUACCAAUGCCACCUCUGAUGGUGGUGUGUCCAUCGAUUUUUCCACCCCUGUAGGAAGCAGAGGUGGUAUUGCUGUGCCAUACCCAUCUUGUGGUGGCAUUCUAAGAAUGCACGAGGUGGAAGGCAGAUGCAAGGAUGUUGUCCUCGACAUCCAGACUUCCGCAAAUCAGACUGGAGAUAUUGAGGUAGAAGGGCUGGUGGGAGGUGAUUGGCAGCUCAGGUUCAAAUGUGCUGCUGCUUCAUAG